This is a messenger RNA of Raphanus sativus (radish), 1575 nucleotides long. Its product is annotated as probable thylakoidal processing peptidase 2, chloroplastic. Gene Ontology annotation, cellular component: chloroplast thylakoid membrane. Lineage: Eukaryota; Viridiplantae; Streptophyta; Magnoliopsida; Brassicales; Brassicaceae. The record is from RefSeq and is a predicted model, not a curated record. The transcript has 6 exons. Bases 225 to 1271 code for a protein of 348 amino acids. Gene Ontology annotation, molecular function: serine-type endopeptidase activity. Gene Ontology annotation, biological process: thylakoid membrane organization.
AGAAGGAGACAAAACCUUCUUCCCCAUAUCUGUGGGAUCUCCCCAGUUGGUCCCUCUCUCUCUCUCUUUUUGCUUUCCACCUGAAAACUCAUUCUCGCCGGCCGCUUUGGAUUCUCUAAAUUCUCCGAUCCGAUUUCCGGUUUAAUUUAAUUAAACCGGUUUAUCAACAUUCUCUCACUAGCUCCAUCUCCCUUCAUACCUUAAACCCUAAAAAUCGACCACUCAUGGCGAUUAGGGUUACCUUCACAUACUCCAGCUACGUCGCCAGGAACAUCGCUUCCUCCGCCGCGACUCGCGUCGUCGGCGGCACCGGAGACGUCCGGUCAUGCUUCGAUUACUAUCUCCGUCCCAGGAUCUUCAACCACGAUCUCGACAAACCUCCUCCGUCCUCAUCUUCCCCUAUGUACUCCACCAUCGCUAGGGAGCUCCUCGAGGAAGGAAGCAAGAGCCCGCUCGUCUCCGGGAUGAUCUCCGUCAUGAAGCUAACCGGAGCUCCGGAUCUGCUGGGGAUGAACAGCGCCACCGCCCUCGGGAUCUCGCCGUUCAAGGCUUCUUCCGUGAUUCCGUUUCUGAGGGGGUCUAAGUGGAUGCCUUGCAGCAUUCCGGCGACGCUGACGACGGAUGUCGAUAGGGGAGGGAAUGUGAAGGUGGAUCUUAGUCGUAAAGGCUCGAGCUUUGGGAACGGAUGGGUUAACAAGCUGUUGAAUAUAUGCUCGGAGGAUGCUAAGGCGGCGUUCACUGCGGUGACUGUUUCUCUUCUGUUCCGUUCCGCGUUGGCUGAGCCAAAGUCCAUACCUUCCAUGUCUAUGUACCCUACUCUUGAUGUGGGUGAUCGUGUUAUGGCUGAGAAGGUCUCGUACUUGUUCAGAAGGCCAGAGGUUUCUGAUAUAGUCAUCUUCAAGGCUCCUCCUGUUUUGGUGGAACAUGGUUAUAAUUGUACUGAUGUAUUCAUAAAAAGGAUAGUUGCAAGCGAAGGUGACUGGGUUGAAGUUUGUGAUGGAAAGCUCUUAGUGAAUGAUGCAGUUCAAGAAGAGGAUUUUGUAUUAGAGCCAAUUGACUACGAAAUGGAACCAAUGUUGGUCCCUGAAGGUUAUGUCUUUGUCCUAGGAGACAACCGCAACAAAAGCUUUGACUCUCAUAACUGGGGUCCACUUCCGAUAAAGAACAUUAUCGGAAGAUCUGUGUUUAGGUAUUGGCCACCGAGUAAAGUUUCAGACACAAUACACCACCAUGAGCAAGUUAUCCAAAAGGGGGCUGUUGAUGUUUCUUGACCGGUGCCGAUGGUUCUUAGGAUUAAGCAGGAAUUUGGAUGGAUGAUGAGGUGGUGCUAUAGCCAUCAUUUUGCCAUCAUUUUGACCCUGAAGUCAACAGAGCAAUUCUUUCGUUCUGUGUACUUCUAUGGAAGACAUGGAAUGUCAUGGGAAAAAAUCCCAAAGGAAAAAAAAUGGAAUAUUCUUUUGUUAAGAUUUUUUUUCUUGUUAUGUUGAAACGUAAAAACGUAAUCAUUGUGUAGACUGUCAAACGUUAAGGUGAGCGCUUAACAGGAAAUGUUGAAAACAUUAGUUUAUCAGUCUC